Messenger RNA from Gaeumannomyces tritici R3-111a-1, 1589 nucleotides. RefSeq lists its product as hypothetical. The record is from RefSeq and is a predicted model, not a curated record. The transcript is spliced from 2 exons. The coding region runs from base 1 to 1167 and encodes 388 amino acids. Lineage: Eukaryota; Fungi; Ascomycota; Sordariomycetes; Magnaporthales; Magnaporthaceae.
AUGGCCACGAUGCCCGAGUUCGACACCGAUACUGCCGCCGGCGCCCUCGACGACGAACAUCUCUCGCAUUUCCGGCUCGCUGUCGGCAAUGUCCUCGCGACGGCAUCGGCGCAAGAUGCAUUCGCUCAGAUAUUCGACGGGCUGCCGACGAUCCAAACGUGGGAGACAUUCCUGCCGCCCAUGAGGUCACACCCCAUAUACGAACUCAACCACAGCACAACCUGCGAAGCCGCCUUGGAGAAGAUUGAGGAGUUCGGGCGCACGUUCGAUGCCGGCCGCCAGCUGCAGUUCCGGCGCCAGCUCCUGCACGCGUUCAACGCCGUCGAAGUCGGAAGCCCCGAGUUCGAUCUGCGCCUUGUCGAAAUGGCGGCCGUCGCCUGCCAUUCCAUCGCCGCCCACCUGUUCAAAAUGGACGCCGGCGUCCACAGGCGCAAGGUACACAUGGACUGGUUCGCGUCCCAGAUGCAAAUUCAGUUGCUUAGCCAGCGAUAUUCUUACUCGGUCCCCUUGCCAAUAACCCCAUUCCACCACCGCGCCUAUACAGCCUUCGAACAGUACCCUGACGGCGAAGCGGAUAUUGUUGGAUAUUGGGCAGAAUGUAUGAUUUUCGGCGGCGUUGUGGUUUUCGAUCGGGGCAAAUCCGACAGUGAAUGCAACGCUGUUUAUUUCCACGACGGCCGCGACGGGGGACCAUUCACACUAUACCCGCCAACCGACGACCAACUACGCGCCCUUUUGGCCUUCCUCAAAUCGCCCCCGGGGCAGGACAACCCACUGCCCAUUCUGGCUUCGGAUCUUAAUCGGUACAGAUGGGACCCGUACUAUGCCAUGAAGGACCACCACAUCUUCCGCGACCGUUACGAAAGGUAUAAUACUGAAGGCCACAAGAGCACAUGGAGGUGGGGCUUCAGGCAUUGGCCCGAACUGUACGACCAGCAGGUUCUUUUGCAGGCGGCUUUGCAUCACGUUAAAGACCAGCCCGGUCCGGACGAGGAUGAGGUUAAGGCGGCGGAGGAGGGGUUAAAAAAGAUCACACCGACGUCGCCCGUCUGGCACAACCGGCAGGGGCAGACCCAUGAGGGGCAGCAGGCAGCAGAUAGGCGGCUUAUAGAGGCUUCCCUUGAUAGGCACAUUGGGGUCGCCAGCGGGGGGACGGGCCACCAGUAGCAAUACUGUGUUGAGAUUCGUGGCGCUCAGCGGAAGGGCUGCGCCGGGCGUGUGUAACGUGCUGUGCACAGGAAGGGGUUCUCGCUGGGAGAUCUCAGGGGUCCAGGUCACUCAGUAGCCUAGAGAAAGCGUGCGGGGCAGUGGUGUAUUCAGCAGAAGGUGCCUGGCAGCACUGAACAGGAAAAACAAAAAACGGUUGCUUGCCCUCCAGACCCCUUGUGUCAUGGCGUGGCGCGAGGUCUGGCUGACUCAGCCAUGCACGUGCCCCACAGCCUGGCAUUCAAGUGCGGGCACGCGCACACGCGUCUUAUAGAUUCCCUCUUUCCUCUUCAUCUUCAAUUCUAAAGUCUACUUGGUAGAUUACACGGUUCCAUUGUGCCGGUCCGUGACACCUUAACAGGGAGUCUUGCGGGCCCUAGUUA